GCGCAGACGGUCCGGGGCUGUGCUUGGAAAUCAUGCUCUGCGAGAUCUUUAAUCACUCUGAUUCCGCUUGCUUAUAGUAUAGUUAGCAACUUAGCGAUUAAAUUACAGUUCGAAACUUUCUCAUGUUUUGAUGCCGAAAGUUUUUUAACAGUAUAGCCAUCGCAUAUAUCCAUCAGGGGGAGGUCCCUGCUGUUCCAGGAUGUGUCAGUCUCUGGCUGAGGAGCGCCUGGAGGUCCUUCAGGUCUACAGACUGCUUCAAUACGUGCAUGAGGGCAACACAACUCAGAUGGAGAGGCUGCUCCACAGGGGCGUUCCCGGGCUGAUCAACCUCACAGAACCACAGGAAGGAAACUGUGCUCUACAUCUGGCCUCGGUGGCAAACUGCCUGGACAUGGUGAACUUCCUGCUGUCCCAGGGGGGCCACCCUGACGUGCAGGACAAAAAGGGGCGAACGGCCGUGAUGCGGGCAGCUGAACUCGGCCACGAUGCCAUCGUUGCCCUGCUGGCCAACAGCGACGCCAACAUGAAGGCGGUGGACUCAGAGGGGAGAGGCGUCCUGUUCUAUUGCCUGUCUCCCACUAAGCGCCACAUGCGCUGUCUGGAUCUGGCUCUCGACCACAUGGCAGACGUGAACAACGUGUCAUUCGUGGGGAAGCCUGUGCUCCUGCUGGCCUGCGAACAAGCCCAGGACUGUGAGAGCAUGUGCAUCGCUUUACUGCAGAGAGGGGCGGACCCAAAUGCAACCAAUCAGACGACGGGCCGUACACCUCUGAUGGAGGCAGCCAGGGCUGGAGCCCUGGAGCUGGUGCGGGCCAUCCUCCAGACUGGGGGGAACCCCAACGCACUGGACAAGAAAAGAAUGCAUGCAGCUCAUUUUGCGGCUAUGGGGGGCUUCUUUGAGGUCAUUCGGGUGCUGUCUGCGUAUUCGGCAGACCUUGGUAUAAUGGCUGCCGAUGGGAACACACCACUCCACUAUGCAGCACAGGGGGGUUUCUCCGAGUGCUGCAGGUUCCUAGCCCAGAGAGGUUGCAAUCCUAAAUUGAAGAACUAUGAGGGUUUGUUGCCCCGUCAGAUUGCUAAAGACAACGGCCACAAGCAAGCACUGAAUGAGCUGAAGAAGGCAGAGAGGCUCCACAGCAAGUUCUCCAAGCCUGGAGCAGUGAACCCCAACGAGCAGUGGACUGUCACUCUUCACGACUGGUCCUGUGAGCACGAGGCCGUGCUGAUGGCUCUCUUUGCGGAGGCAGAGGACACGGCCAUCUCUGCUGAGACUGUCUCCAAGGAGACCUUUAUCUCCAUUCUGCAGAAGAGGGGGGCGCCCGUAGACAUUGACCAACUGCAUGCAGUCGUUUCCUCCCAUGAUAAGAAGCGAGAUGGUCAGAUCAACCUCAGUGAGUUUUUCAAGGGACUGAAGUAUCUGCAUAAGACGUAUGUCAUCUCGUCCUACAGCCCUAAGAGGAAGAAAUCCAGCACAGGCAGCAAGGGCAAGAAGAAGGGUAAGCUGGUCCUCCCCAUGCCUAUCUGCACUUUGCCCCCUGAGCUCAUCCAAAGGCGUGAGGAUGGCGGUCCCCCCCACUUCAUGAUAGAGAGCUACCAGCAGUUCACUGACACAAGCCGCUUUAGCAGAGACCACCCACCAGCGCAUGCCAUUGAAGAUGACUCUGCUUGGUAUGUCGACGAACCUGAGAAGAUCUACGUGAACAUUAACUACUGCGUCAAGACGGGGGACAUGGAGUCGCUGCUGCUGGCCUUCAGACAGGGCGUGCCGUUGGACGUCAAAGAUCGCUACUACAAGACGCCGCUCAUAACUGCCUGCGUUUGUGGGAGCUACCAAGUUGCCAAGUUCUUGAUUAGUUUGGGGGCUGAUGUCAACGCAUGCGACCAGUUCAACUGGACCCCCCUGCACCAUGCCUGCCACGCGGGGCAGCUAGACGUGAUCGAGCUGUUGGUGCAGGCGGGGGCGAUGGUGGAUGUGGCAGCCUGGAACGGAGCCACGCCGCUGAUGAGGGCCAUCGAGAGCUGCAGACUGAGCUGUGUGGACUACCUGCUCAAGGCUGGUGCCAAGGUACAGGCACAGAACAAGAAAGAGCAAAACUGCUUGGACAUUGCCAAGGUCUACGCAGACUUCAGGAUAGUGGAGCUGAUUCAAGCCAAGUUUGACAGUCUUCCUAAAUCCAGAGACAACAAGAAGGGAAAGGGAAACAAACUAGAACCCAAACCCAAAUCGGCUGCCUCCAUUAGAGACAAGGGCCCUGGUCCCGCCUCUCCCGUGGUAUCAGAAAUGCCUGUAAAGAGAGAAGCACAGAAGGAGAGUAUUAUAUUCCACAACUCUCUAAUCACCAGCCAGGCGGCCAACAAGCCUGACAUCAGCUUUGUGCCCAAAACGGUCUGGGGUCGCCCGAGGACGACCAGCCAGCUUAUCCAGAAGAAGGAGGAGUGGAGGGAACGGCACUCAUAUGAGGUGGACUUCGAGGAUUUUCUGAUGCCUUUCAACAGAAACAUUAUGGAAAAGUCUCAACAGCUGGCAGAGCCCAACUAAUGCAAAUAAACCUAUUUCUGUUUGUA
Paramormyrops kingsleyae is the source of this 2565-nucleotide messenger RNA. It is a transcript of the gene ankef1a, whose product is annotated as ankyrin repeat and EF-hand domain containing 1a. The record is from RefSeq and is a predicted model, not a curated record. Lineage: Eukaryota; Metazoa; Chordata; Actinopteri; Osteoglossiformes; Mormyridae. Gene Ontology annotation, molecular function: calcium ion binding; protein binding.